AUGUCCGUCAAUAAUUCCUCGGACGAGCUUACACGCUUACGCGUCGUCGUCGAUGCCACAUCGCUUCACCAGCUGACAAACACAUCAGUUACGUGGUGGCGACAGAUGAGUGCGCGUACCUGGUGCCUCUUCAGUGCGUCUUUCCUCGUGAAUGUUUUACCACAGCCACCAUUGCAUACGAACGGUUUUUCGCCGGUGUGCGUAUCGCGAUGCCGCUUCAGGUCGUGCUGUCUAUUGAAGGACAAUGCACACAUGUCGCAGGAGAAGGGUCGCUGA
Molecule: messenger RNA, 276 nt
Organism: Sparassis crispa
Lineage: Eukaryota; Fungi; Basidiomycota; Agaricomycetes; Polyporales; Sparassidaceae
Exons: 2
Coding region: 1-276 (91 amino acids)
Source: RefSeq, a predicted model, not a curated record